AUAAUAGGCAGGCAGCUCUUUAAGAGCCUGAUCCUGCAUCCAUUGAAGUCCCUGGGUGCUGUGUCACUGAUUGCGGUGGAGUCAGACCCUAGCAGCAACAGCACGGCAGAAAGCAUGUGCCUUCUCUCAGUAGAACCAGAGGAUGUGUAAGUUGCACUGGCUAUGCUGCUUGCCCGUGACACAGUUCAGUACCAGUGGAAGCUGCAGUGUAGACAGGACUCCAGCAUUGUUACCACCGGCCCCUCUAAUUCUAUUCUACACAGAUCUAGAUGGCGUGGUGGUUAGAAAACAAACAAAACCCAGAGUCCUGGCUAUGCCUGUGCAGCAGUAUGGCUCCACUAUUAGUCAGAAACCUGGGUUCUGUUCCUGGCCCUGACACUGAUCUGAAGUCACUUCCCCUCCCGCUCCCUUUCCGGCUUGUUCCUGGCGAUGACAAGUGCUCUGGCAGGGACUCUCUCUCACCGUGUUUGUAGAGCAUUUAGCAUAAUGGGACCUCGAGGGCAGCUGGCACUGCUGCCAUACAAACAAGUGCCAGUGCAGACAAGGCCUCAGGCAGGCAAUGUGAAAUCCACAGGGGACAAAUUCCGCUUUCCUUCCUCAGCUGACAUAUGCCCACUGCAUCCAGCACGCAGCUCAGGGCCAGGACACCUGUGCUAAGUGCCAGGGGUUUAUUAAGGAGCUUGACUUCAGUACCAACUCAGAAAGAGGAACGCCACCUUCCAGAUCAGCCAUGCCACUUUUUGCAGCACCUCUUCUGUCCUAAGACCUCCCAUUCAAGCCAGUACCAGCCUUGCUUAGCAUGCAAGAAAACAUUGCAAGGCAGUCUGGCUGCAGGAAUUCUCCAUCCCCAGAGGUUGCUGUCUCCAGCUGCCCCCAUCAGGGCUGUCCAUGCCGUCCUGACAUAGAAUCAUAGAUGUGCACGGCUGGAAGGGACCUCGAGAGGCCAUCUAUGGCAGCUCCCGUGCAGAGGUAGAACCAAGCAUACCUAGAACAGUAUCCGUUCUAGUAUCUGCUCUCCUGCUCCAUGUGUCCCAGGGACUUUACUCAUCACCUGUUCUCGGGCUGUGCCAGCAAGAGGGGGUGGCGGAUAGGGGCAUGCUCACUCAGCCGUGGCUGAAGCGCACUCUGCUGCAGUUACAUAAGAGUCGCCUGGUCGGGUCAGGUGAAUCGAACGGGUUUAACCAACGGAAGGAAAAGAGGGUUAGUUAUUCCCUGGAGCAGCGACAGCAUGGAGCUCGCGGGCCCUGCUGAUGAGAACCCCUUCAGAGAUGCCAGGAGCAUCGUCCCACCCGCACCAUCCUCCGGCUGCGGCCAGAAGAGCCGCUGCUGGAUUCGCCAGCUGAUCCCAUUCAACUUCUGGGAAGAGGCGAAGAAGCUGCUGGUGCUGUCGGGGCCACUGACCUUGGUCCAGUUGCUGGUCUUUAUGAUACACGUUGUAAGCUCUAUAUUCUGUGGCCAUCUGGGGAAGGUUGAGUUGGCCUCCGUCACGCUUGCAAUCGCUGUUAUAAAUGUUACUGGCAUCUCUGUGGGGUUUGGUUUAUCUGCAGCAUGUGAUACAUUAAUGUCCCAGACCUACGGCAGUAAGAACAUGAAGCGGGUGGGGACCAUCCUGCAGCGUAGCAUCCUCAUCCUGCUGCUUUGCUGCUUCCCCUGCUGGGCUCUCUUCAUCAACACCGAGCAGGUCCUGCUGCUGGUCCGGCAGGACCCGGAGGUCUCCAGGUUAACCCAGGUUUAUGUGAUGAUUUUUAUCCCAGCUCUUCCCGCGGCUUUUCUGUACCAGUUGGAGAUGAGAUAUUUGCAGAAUCAGAGGAUAAUCUGGCCGGAGGUGCUAAGUGGCAUUGUUGGAAAUAUCAUAAAUGCAAUUGCAAACUAUGUCUUUCUCUAUGUGCUGGACCUUGGAGUCAUGGGUUCCGCCUGGGCAAACACUAUUGCUCAGUACGCUCAAGCCAUCUUCCUGUUCCUGUACAUUGUCGCGAAGAAGCUGCAUGUGGAGACCUGGGGAGGCUGGUCCAGCGAGUGCCUCCAGGAGUGGGACACCUUCAUCACUCUGGCUGUGCCCAGCAUGCUCAUGAUAUGCAUCGAGUGGUGGACCUACGAAAUUGGAAGCUUCCUGAUAGGCCUGCUGAGCAUAGUGGAGCUUUCCGCACAAUCCAUCAUUUAUGAGGUGUCCACGAUGUCGUACAUGAUUCACUAUGGACUCUGCGUAGCCGUCAGUGUUCAGGUGGGGAACGCGCUGGGCGCUGGGAACCCAGAGGAGGCCAAGAGAUCUUCCACCACCAGCAUGCUGUGCACAGGGUUUAUUUGCCUGGUGGUGGGCGUCAUAUUAGCAGCCACAAAGGAUGUGCUGGGAUACAUAUUUACCAGUGACAGAGAGAUCAUUGCCCUGGUGUCUUGGGUCAUGCCAGUGUACGUGGCCGUCCACGUGUUUGAAGCCGGCUGUUGCGUAACCAGCGGCGUGCUAAGAGGCGUGGGGAAGCAGAAGAUCGGCGCGAUCUUGAAUGCUGUUGGCUACUACGCUGUGGGCCUGCCACUGGGAUGUGUGCUGCUGUUCGUGGCCAGGAUUGGAAUGAUAGGCCUCUGGGUCGGCUUGCUGAUCAGCGCCUUUAUCCCAGCCAGCUGCUCCAUCAUCUACAUUGCGCGGAUGAACUGGAAAAGGGCCUCCGAGGAGGCUCAGCAACGGGCAGGUGUGAGCCAGUUGGCUGGCGAGGAUUUGAACUCAGCUCCUGUCUCGCACAAGAUGUCUCUCCCCUCUGCGGAAGCGGAAGCCCCGAACGGCAUUGUUCUGACGCGCAUCACUAAGAACGAGGGUCAGACGUACCAGCUAACGCUCCAGGAAGCCACGCCUGCCCUUUCCACUGUGGGUGAAAUGCUGUCCGUGAAACAGCUGAUCCUAUGGCGCGGGCUGGCCGUCACCGCAGCUAUUGCUGUACUCGCCGUAGGCAUUCUAAUAAGGGUCAUGACUAUCCAUCACUAGCGUCACACCAGGGGUGUGGAUAAAGGGAAGGAGACCCCUUCCGGCUCACUCGGUAGCUGAAACAUGGACCCAGCUACAGAUGACUAACGCCACAGGUCCUACUGUCACAGCAAGGGCAGAGAUCCCACUUCAUCAGAAGACUAGAGCUGACCAGCACUAUGAGUUUCUCUACAUGGUGCCCUUGGAAGUGGCCACCGGCUGCUAUGGGGAUCUCAGCCCACAGCUGGCUGAACAGGCUGGAAAUACUUUGGAGGACUGCCCUCUCUACCUGCAGCAGCUCCUCAAGUGCAAGCACUGAUAACUAUCACCACAGUGAACUUGUAUUGCUUGUAAUCAGAUAGCAGCAGCAAUAGCUUGUGUGUGUACAGGACUGCUGGCAUAGUGAUUAAAUAGCAUUAAAUGAUGAAUAAAUCUCUCAAGCUGCCAGUUAGGGUAUUGCAAUGGCUCCUCUGGUCUGAAAUUCAUGUUAGUGUUUGGCUGCCACGGCAGAAGACAAUCAUUGAGCUCUAGUUAGCCGUGAACCUCUUCAGAGCAUAUUCUCACACCACUGCUGAGAGCAGAGAUUAUCUGCGUUAGAUGCAUGCUGCCUUAAAGGACUGUGCCAUAGUGGGAGAGACAGUAGUCAGGGAAGGAACAGCUUUCCACAGGAGUUUGCAUUAGCAUCAAAUCAGUUGACACAGGAACAGUGUGUGCAGAUCUUAUUCUUCCUCACCUCACAGCCUCUCUAUGGGCAGGGAGGAGAUUUCAAUAAUAGUGGUAGCUCUAGCAUGAAGCUUCCAUUAUAAUUUUGCUGGCUCCCUCCCUAACCUGUAGUCAUGCCCAGCACCAGGAUAUACUAACAGACAGAGCAUGAAAGGUUUACAUCUGUAGUAACUUACCACUCAGAGGACUGUUCAUCUCGAGGUCAAAGGGCUUUUUCUGGGGGGUAAAUAUUCCCAGUUUACAAAUGGGGAGUCGGGUGAAGAGACGUGCCUGGGAUCACACACUGAAUCAGUGGCAGAACUGCAUAUAAACCUGACUCCCCCUCAGGUACUUAUCUAUACUGCCUCCUCUAUUGAACCAACAACGCUCAAUUCAUUCCUGUUUGUCAGUCAGUGUUUAUUUAGUACUGCCAAAAUAUAUAUAUUUCACUAAACAGCAUCCAUUUACAUCUACUGAACA
This is a messenger RNA of Mauremys reevesii (Reeves's turtle), 4135 nucleotides long. RefSeq names its product multidrug and toxin extrusion protein 2-like. Gene Ontology annotation, molecular function: antiporter activity; xenobiotic transmembrane transporter activity. The coding region runs from base 1229 to 2974 and encodes 581 amino acids. The transcript is spliced from 17 exons. NCBI's taxonomy places the organism in Eukaryota, Metazoa, Chordata, Testudines, Geoemydidae. Gene Ontology annotation, biological process: xenobiotic detoxification by transmembrane export across the plasma membrane. The record is from RefSeq and is a predicted model, not a curated record. Gene Ontology annotation, cellular component: membrane.